Molecule: messenger RNA, 1819 nt
Organism: Tetrahymena thermophila SB210
Lineage: Eukaryota; Ciliophora; Oligohymenophorea; Hymenostomatida; Tetrahymenidae
Product: kinase domain protein, putative
Exons: 19
Biological process (GO): activation of GTPase activity; nucleocytoplasmic transport
Cellular component (GO): perinuclear region of cytoplasm; cytosol; nucleus
Molecular function (GO): GTPase activator activity; small GTPase binding
Source: RefSeq, a predicted model, not a curated record
UAAAUUUCAAUUAAUUGUUAUUCAGUAUUUUUGAAAAAAAUAAAUAAAUGAUAAAAUAGCAAAAAUAUUUUAACAAUAUAGAAGAAUUUUUAAAUUCUUCACUAUAAUCUCAUUUGGUACUCCAUAUUUCUCUGUGUUACAAUCGUAUUGGUGCAAUUGCUACAUCAGGCUUAGGUACUGCUUUAGCAAAUUGUAAUAAUCUCUUAGAUUUGACGCUUGAUCUUAGAGGAACUUAGAUUGGUGCAAUUGGUGUAUCAGGCUUAGGUUCUGCUUUAGCAAGUUGUAUUAAUCUCUUAAAUUUGACACUAGAUCUUAGUGGAAAUUUAAUAGAUACAAUUGCUGUACUAGGCUUGGGUUCUGGAUUAGCAAAAUGCACUAACCUCUCAAAUUUGACACUUACUCUUUAUUCUAAUUAAAUUGGUGAUGAUGGUGCUUCAGGCUUAGGUUCAUCUUUAGCAAUGUGCACUAACCUCUCAAAUUUAACACUUGAUCUUGGUCGCAAUAAUAUUAGUGAUUAAGGUACAUCAGGCUUAGGUUCUGCACUAGCAAAAUGCACUAAUCUCUCAAAUUUAACACUAUAAAUUCGCGAAAAUUAAAUUGGUGCAAUUGGUGGAUCAGAUUUAGGUUAUGGUUUAGCAAAGUGCACUAAUCUUUCAAAUUUGACGCUUCAACUUCGUUGCAAUUAAAUUGGUGCAAUUGGAGCAUCAGUCUUAGGUUCUGCUUUAGCAAAUUGCAUUAAACUCUCAAAUUUGACACUUCAACUUCAAGAAAAUGAAAUUGGUGCUGUCGGUGCAUCAGGCUUAUGCUCUGCAUUAGCAAAAUGCACUAAUCUCUCAAAUUUUACACUUGAUCUUUUUUACAAUGAAAUUGGUGAUGAAGGUGCAACAGGUUUAGGUUCUGCAUUAGCAAAAUGCACUAAUCUCUCAAAUUUGAUACUUUGUUUAAAUGAAAAUUAAAUUGGCGCAAUUGGUGCAUCAGGUUUAGGUUAAGGUUUAGCAAAGUGCACUAAUCUCUCAAAUUUGAAGCUUCUACUUAGAGAAAAUUAAAUUGAUGCAAUUGGUGCGUAAGGCUUAGGCUCUGAAUUAGCAAAAUGCAUUAAUCUCUCAAAUUUGACACUUCAACUUUGCGAAAAUUAAAUUGGUGCAAUUGGUGCAUAAGACUUAGGUUAUGAAUUAUCAAAGUGCAUUAAUCUCUAAAAUUUAAUACUUGAACUUAGCGAAAAUUAAAUUGGUGCAAUUGGUGCAUCAAACUUGGGUUCUUAAUUAGCAAAGUGCACUAAUCUCUUUAAUUUGACACUUGAUCUUAGUCAAAAUUAAAUUAAUGAUGAAGGUGUAUAGGGUUUAGCUUCUGAAUUAGUAAACUGUACUAAUAUCUCAAAUUUGACACUUGAUCUUAACGAAAAUUAAAUUGGUGCAAUUGGUGUAUCAGAUUUAGGUUCUGAAUUAGCAAAGUUCGCUAAUCUCUCAAAUUUAAUAAUUAAACUCAGUUAAAAUGAAAUUGAUGAUGGAGGUGCAUUAAGCUUAGGCUCUGCUUUAUCAAAGUGUACUAAUCUCUCAAAUUUAACACUUUAUCUUGGUUAAAAUAAAAUCAAUGAAUCAUCAUAAUUGAAAGUAAUAAGCAAGUUUCUUAAAUCAAAAAGAUUAGUUGCCAUUCAAAUAAAUUUUUAUUUUUGAUAAAAAACUGGCUAAAUAGGAGAAAUAAAUUAAAAAUAUUUGAAAAUAUCAAAUGUUUUAUUUAAUAAUAUUUUGUAAUAGGUAGGAUCUUUUAACCUAAAGUAUAAAUUUAUUAAAAUUUUUAUAUUUAUAAAUAUCAUUUCUUU